GAUUAUGAAGAAGAGGAGAAAAAUAGUAAAUGAUGUAUGUACACGCAUCGGUAUUGUGACUAAUAAGACUGAAAUAACCGGUACUCUGGCGUCAAUUUGACAUAUUGUGUAGUGUCGAAGGCCGGCUCUACCAUGUGGAUUAGGCUGUUCAAGUACAUGGCAGGACAGAAUAUUGAGACUGGAAAUCCGAUGACUCUGACUAAAAAUUCGGUUCAUAACAAAUAUUUUCAAUAUCAAAAGACAUUUCAGCGAACUGGCGACGACGCGAGCUUUAUUUUACAUUCCGUUAGAGCAAUGACCGCUCGAAACCCAUAUGCUCGACUGUGGUCAGCUUUUAUUGACAAGUUCUUACUACCCGAUUUUUGGAUGUCGAAAGGAAAACAUAUUAUAAGUUUAAUACGUAAAAAUCCAAAGCCGUUAUCAACUAAAUGUGGUCAUGACGUCACUUUUCCAGAAUUCAUUCAAUACGUGAUCAAAGUUGGACAUCAGUUUACAUAUUGGCAUCAGGACAAACAUUGGUUGCCGGCUAGUGAUAUUUGUGACCCAUGUGCUUUAAAGCCACACAUUAUUGGCAAGCAAGAAUCUUUUUUACGUGACAUGAUAUACAUCCUGAAACAUAUAAGACUAGACUAUCUGUUAACGAAAAUAACGUCUGUUAACCCGACGGAGUUUGAAAUUAAUGAUAUAAUAGACUACAACUUUCAAAUAUUUCAUUGUGUUGAAAAUUGUAUAGAUGUUUAUGAAUUGUGCAAAAGAAUUUGGAAGGCAUUUAUUCUGAAUGGUUACCUUCCAUCAGACGAACCUUUCCCAACAAAUAUUGAUAAGGGCAGCUUAAAUAUAAAGUCAUUUUAUGCGCUUGUCAAAGGCACGCGUGACAAAUAUAACGUUACAAAAGAAGAAUUUAAAGGGAGAAGGAAGCAUGCACUGGUAACAGCGUACAAACAAAUUCCAAGGGCAAACAUGGCAGCAUUAAAGAGAUUGUAUAAAAUGGAUUUUAAAUUCUUUGGUUAUUACUCGGAACCUAAAUUUCUAGACAAAUAACACAUACAGUAAAGAUUGCCUGUCCGUAAUUCAGGGUCGGGUAUAAGAAAUAUUAUCGAUGUAACUUCUUUGGGGCUGUGAUUCAAAUUAAUAGAAAUAUAUGAUAAAUGAAAAUAUGCAUAAACAGGCAAUCACUACGCAGUUCAUGAAAAAAAUUUAAGCUCUUGUUACAUUUCCAAAUAUAAAUAUGAAUAUCAACAAUGAUAUCUUUAAUUAUCAUAUAAAACAAGGACGCAAAAGUAAGGUAAUUUUAAGCCACCGCUGUAUUAUGGUUGGAAGGGAGAUAAAUGAGUUAUACAGGAAGUUGACACUAUGGUUAGAGACCAUCAAUUGUUUUCCCUUCGACCAACAGUAUAACAUUAUGGCGUGUACGGCCUUCCAUAAAUCGGAUCAUGUAUAUCUAAUUACAUUUCUAUCUUAGUUCUAUCAAAAUAUCGGACGAAAAACAUAUGAAUAGUGGUACUUUAUUUAAGUAAUUUUCGUGUGAAUGAGAUGACCCCUGUUUACAUCGUUGCUUGAAGUUGGCAUG
Mercenaria mercenaria is the source of this 1570-nucleotide messenger RNA. RefSeq lists its product as uncharacterized. Gene Ontology annotation, molecular function: sulfotransferase activity. NCBI's taxonomy places the organism in Eukaryota, Metazoa, Mollusca, Bivalvia, Venerida, Veneridae. Gene Ontology annotation, cellular component: membrane. Bases 133 to 1041 code for a protein of 302 amino acids. The record is from RefSeq and is a predicted model, not a curated record. Gene Ontology annotation, biological process: carbohydrate biosynthetic process. The transcript has a single exon.